AAUUCUGUGCAGGGAGUGCCCUUAUUCAGUGCGUGUAUAGACUCUCUGCUGGAGGUGACAAGUUUAUGUUCUGCAAUAAACCACUCAAAUGGACCUCUGUAUUUUCUUUUGAUUGUCAGUAGAGGAUUGAAAACUACCAACAACAUAAUAGAUGUAUAUGAGAAAUAGAGAGCCUUAAAGUUUGAACAUCCAACAUGGCAAUUGUGAUAAAGUAUCUAAAAGAAUUGACAUUUCUUGUGUUACUCGCCAUCUUGGGUUUACUCACUAGAUUACACUUCAUGCACACAAAAUAUUCCACUGCAUAUAUCAAAAAUACAGAAGAUAAAACCUUAAACAUGUUAACUCCUGAUGAUGUCCUGGGUGAAGGAAACGGUGUCAUACUAUUUGAGACAACUGACAGGAUGAAUCCUCCUCCUUUGGUGCUGUGUUCAAUUGAGUCAGCUGCUCGUGUAUAUCCUGAACGACCAGUGGCUUUUUUCAUGAAGGGUCUGCCUGACAUUGAUUCAACUGAUUAUCAAGCACAAGCACGCAGGACAUUUCCAACUCUCUCACCUUAUAAAAAUAUCUACUUCUUCCCUCUUAGAAUGGAUGAAUUGUAUAAAGAUACCCCUCUUCUGGACUGGUAUAAAAAGAUUAAUCCCAAGAAGGAAAUAUAUUGGAUUAAUGUAAGCGCCGAUGGUUCAAGAUUAGCUUCUAUAUGGAAAUAUGGUGGCUUAUAUCUUGAUGCUGAUGUAAUCUCAAUGCGACCAGUUCCACAUGAGAAUUUUCUUGCAGCAGAAACUUUAAGUGUUUGCAGCAAUAGUGUUUUUGGACUUAAUCGCCAUCAUAACUUCACCUGGAAAUGUAUGGAAGACUUUGUGAAAAACUACAAGGGAGAAAUAUGGGGAUAUCAGGGACCAUCCCUCUUUACACGUAUUAUGAAACAGUGGUGUGUGCUGCCUCCAUUUAAAAAUACAGAAGAUGUCACUUGUGGUAAUAUCCCCUACUUAAACCCUCAACGUUUCUAUCCUAUUCCUUGGGGAACUUGGACAAGAUACUAUGAUGUUUGGGAAGAGUUACCAUCUUUUAAUAACUCAUAUUCUUUGCAUAUUUGGAAUUAUAUGAAUAGAAAUAAUGAAAAAACUGUGGUUGCUGGAAGUAACACGCUCAUGGAAAAUCUUUUUCAGCGCUACUGCCCAACAACCUAUGCAUCUCUAUUAAAUAAUCAUAAAAAACCACACUCUCCUUUAAUCUCACGUGCUUAACUGGUCUUGAUGUGGGCAAUACCUCAGUCAAGCAACAGGCAAAAGAAAGUGAUGGUCCUGGCACUCAAGGUUAGGUAACAAGCAGAUUUAUUAUACAAACACAGCAUCUGCCAUUCUCCAAUAGAUCUGCUUCUUACUUAACCUUGAGUACCUGGACCAUCCCUUUCUUGCCUACUGCUCAUAAAUAGAUCUGUUUAUUAAAUAUAAUGGAAUUAUAAUGAUAGGUACCUUGACCCCAGGCUCAAGCUACUAAGAUGACUUGUGACAUUCUGUGGUUUUCGAGGAGACAAUUGCAACUUCCCCCAUUAACCCACCUUCUGAUGUCCAAAUGUUUUUAUAUAUAUAAAUA
Messenger RNA from Pelobates fuscus (common spadefoot toad), 1593 nucleotides. Its product is annotated as alpha-1,4-N-acetylglucosaminyltransferase-like. The transcript is spliced from 3 exons. Gene Ontology annotation, biological process: protein O-linked glycosylation. The coding region runs from base 195 to 1244 and encodes 349 amino acids. The record is from RefSeq and is a predicted model, not a curated record. Lineage: Eukaryota; Metazoa; Chordata; Amphibia; Anura; Pelobatidae. Gene Ontology annotation, molecular function: acetylglucosaminyltransferase activity.